Molecule: messenger RNA, 5896 nt
Organism: Cydia strobilella
Lineage: Eukaryota; Metazoa; Arthropoda; Insecta; Lepidoptera; Tortricidae
Exons: 7
Coding region: 206-1606 (466 amino acids)
Source: RefSeq, a predicted model, not a curated record
GUCAUGUCAUUGGUCAAUCGAAAUUGAAAAAUUGAAUCGAGGUAUAGUCGUUCCUCCGCUCGGUCGAUGAAUAUUUAUUGUUUGUUUUUUCUCGGUCGUGACUACUAAACAAGGUUCGAUGUGUGGGCAACGAUGAGAUAAUAAUUAUACAGUUACAAGUGCUUCUUUGUUUAGAAACUUUUUGUGCUUAUUUGUGUGCGAUCAAAUGGCUUCAACGCCAGUGCAAGUGAACGGUAAUGCGAAUAAAAACAGUCCCCUGGGAAAGCGGAAAAAAUCUCGAGGAAGCAAAGGUUCAUAUUUAUCUAAAUGGUUGGACAAAACUAUGUGCCAUAUACAGGAGUCUACACCCAGUAUGGAUACGUAUGAUUCUUUUAUGACACCGAAUAUGAAUUGGGGUUCGCAGUUCGCGCCGGGUUACGACCCGUGCAGGUUUAACAUGUUCGGUUACGCGGAGCCAAUGUCGCUGCCUACGCCGCCUACCUACUGCAGUCCUGCGAUGCCGAUGUAUCCUCCCGAGUACCGUUACGUGCAGAGUGUCAACAAGAGUGUGCAGGUGCAGCGGCCGCGGCCGCCCCGUCGCAGUGAGAAGCCCGAGGACUGCAGCACGCCGAACAGCACCCCAUUAAACACUAAUUACUUCCAACCAAAGAAUUGCUCAGAUAGCCAAGACUUCGCGAGCUUACCGCCUAUUGUUACAUCAGUUGGCGACACGAAUUCCAAUAGUGAUAUGAAUACCAAUGAGAAGGAUGAGUGUGCGCGGAGAUACAGCGAUCCUUGCGUGCAAGGAUUGCCUGAUAUAGCCCGCCCGGCUAACGGAGAGGUGGACUCUGUGUCGGAAGACAGCUCGGGGUUGUCCGGGAGUCAGGUUGGCAGUAGACUGCUGACGUACCUCUUGGACCAGAUAACGAGCCUGAAGAUGACCAAUGAAAGACUGAAUAAAGACUUACAAGAAACCAGAGCCGAACUAAACAGCCUGCGAACACAACACAAUAUCUGGCAGAAAGGAUCCAGUUCCAGUAUUGGUGGCAAUAAUGGUUUAGUAGGCGGUCAAUAUUCGCCCGGCUACGUGACCGACCUAGUCCGCGAGAUCCGGGACUCCGCGCGGAUACGGGAAGAGGCCUUAUACGCGCGAGUCCGUGCCAUGCUGCUGGAGAGAGAUAACGGAUUGGCAUCACCGGAAACGAAGUUAAGCGAGAAAACUCUUGAAGAAAUCAAGAAUUCACUUCGCGCUUCGGAGGCGGACAAAAGGCGCAUGAUGGACCGUGUCGCAAAACUGGAGGACGAGCUGCGGCUACUCAGAGUCUCCACGAGUUUCGACUCGAGCGAGAACGGCAUCACGAACGGCACCGAGGACUCGGAGACGGAGCGACUCCGGCUGCGGAAGGAGCUCGCCAGCAUGAAGAAGGCCAAGCAGAACGCGGAGGAACACGCUUUCAAACUGGAGCGGCUAGUGACCCAGCUGCGUUCCAAAUUCAACGGUCUCCAAACGUCGCCGAACGGUCCCGAGUCGCUCCCGAGCGAGACCGAACAGGACCCGAACCGCACGCGCCGAACUAGCGUCAAUUCAAAUACUACCGUCGUGUUCGGGCCCGUGACCGACUUGUAGCGAACACUCGCUAGCGACGUUUGUGUUCUAGCCACGGACGUGCUCUGCUCUGUGUUGGAUAAAAUAUACUAAAUUUACUAAACUGUACUGUAUUCAACGAGUGAAACCGAACAGGACCCGAGUACAAGCGUCAUCUUCAACACUACCGUCGUGUUUGAGUCCGUGAGCGACUUGUAGCGAACACUCGCUAGCGACGUCUUUGCUCUAGCCACGAACGUGUUCUGCUCUGUAUUGGAUAAAAUAUACUGAACAGAUACUAAACUGUACUUCAACGAGUGAAACCGAACAGGACCCGUGCACCAUCGUCAACUCCGACACUACCGUCAUUUUCGGACCCGUCACAGACUUGUAGUGAACACUAGCUAGCGACGUCGGUGUUUUGGCCACGGACGUGCUCUGAUCUGUAAAAUUCUGAGUCUCGAACGGGAAAAGUGUUAUAAAUAUAUCAGUACGAAAUAUAAUAAUAUUUUAACGCGUAAUGGGCAUAAUACAAUAUAUGGAAUAAUACAAUAUUUUCCAAAAUAUGGCAAGUCACAAUUAAAUGUGAUGAAUAAUAUGUGUAAGUAAUCAUUUUCAAAAUUGAUAAUAUUAAUAAUGUUAUAACUCAAUAAUCGAAUCUAAAGUUACAAUCAUUGCUUGCAUAUCCAUAUUUGUAAUGGACAAUAAUGUAAUUAAAAAUAAAUUGUGUGUUGUGCUUUUCUAACAUAUUAAACUGUUGUGUUCUUUAAUUUGUUUGGUAAAUAAUAACAUUAUUUGAUGUGUGUAUAUAAUACUAUUAACUGACACUUCGUGCGCAAUUCCUUAUUGACUUUUAUAAUUUUCACCUAUUCACAUGUAACACUUUAUUAUAAAAUCUUUUUAAUAUAUUUAUUCAGUCAGUAAUUGUUUGAAUGAUACAGGAUCCUCUUUAUUGGUGCUUUACAUAAUUAAAGUUACUAAGUACCUACAUAUACAGUUUAAUACAGAUAAGAGUUAUAAUUAUGACAGUGGGAAAUAGUUUAUAAAUUUUUCGGCCUAAUGUUUAUUUUGCUAAUGUGACCAUUUAUUUAAAAAAAAGUGUUGUAUUCUUAUGCUUGUCAUACAUCAAAUUUACUUGACCUGACCUACAACUUCGGGAAAUGAUAAACAGCUGAUGUAGAUAGGUUUUAUGUAAAUACAUACCCUAAGGUCGAAAGUUAUUUUGAUACUUUAAAAUUAGCAGUGUAAACAAAUUCAAUACGUAAAUUGGUUACACAUUUUUGUAGGAUCUUAUUCAAACUUUAACUUGUUUUAUUUCCCUGUUUAUAUUUUCAUCGUAUCAUAUCUAUAAACUGCUAAUUGAUUAGGUAAUUAUCAGAAAAUACUGGCUCACUUUCACAAAGUUCUAAAUCUAAAUACAUGCAGCUACUUUGCAAUAACCUUGUGCGAGUAUGUUUGUCUUGCUCGGCCAAAUUGAUAUUUGUUGCUAUAAGUUAUAUCCAUAGAGCGUGAAUUGCAAUGUUAGUUGUGCUCAACUAUUUGUUUUAAUGAUUAAGCUAUAAUUGAAUGUGUUGUCGAAAAAUUAUAAUCAUUAGCGAAUUUUGUUUAAUGUUUAACUUUAAUUGUGUGGUCUCAAAAUGUCUUGAACAAAUUAUACGAUUUUAUUAAUUAUGUGAACUUACUUUUUUUAUGCAUGGGUGUAUUUUAAAAUAUUUUUUUAUCAUAAUAAUCUAGCUCAUGUUUAUGAUGGUUGUUCGUUUUUAUUAACAUUUACCUAAUUAUUUUAAUUUUAAAGCGUGCUCUCUAUAAUCUAACAUAGAUUAUUGGUAAAAAGUGUGUGUGUGGGUUAAAACUAAUUCAAUCAAUAAAUUAAAUAAACUAAAAUGCCAUAGUGUAAUAUAGCAACUGCAAGGUCUACUUUUUUAUAUCAUAAUGGAAUUACUUUUUAAUUUGCCAUAGAAUACUCUGAAAUAACUCGUAGAAGUAGCAAAAUGUAGACUAAAUUUAAAUAAAAAAUAGAUAACUGCCUAUGUAAAUCACUUACACUCAUAGCAAUAAAAAAACGAUAGCUUAUUUUAGUGUCGCCUUUUUAAUGGUGCAUUUGUGCGCAUUCGAAAAUAUCUGAAAAAGUGAACAUGUACACUAAUUCACGUUCAGAUUUCAGAUGUUUUUGAGAGGCUCUGAACUGGCAACGACUUUAUUUGCAAUAAUUAUUAUUUUAUAUACUCAACUACCGCUAACAUAGAAUAUUUGUAAAUCAAUAGAUGCACUUCAAUCCUGUACUUAAUAUUAACAUUGUUAAAGCGUAUUGAUUCAAGGUGCAUUGGGAUGAUUUUUUUAAAACAGUGAGAUUGACAAAUAAGAUGGCCCAAAAUUCAUGAUGCUUUUAUUAAUGAACAUACGAAUUAUAGCAAGAUACGCAAGGUGCGCAAAUGCCAACGGCCAACUCAUAACUAUGACGAGACAGUUGGGUACUAUCGUCUUAUAUGAUUAUUAGGUUUCCGUACCCAAAGGGUAAAAAUGGGACCCUAAUACUAAGACUCCACUGUCCGACUGUCUGUCACCAGGCCUUAUCUCAUGAACCGUGAUAACAAUCCGCUAUAACAACAAAUACUAAAAGUAACGGAACUCGGUGGGCGAGUCCGACUCGCACUUGUCCGGUUUUACUUUCAGUAUUCUCAUUAAGAAUUAACCUAACGCACCUUAACAAUUUGUUUUUAAAUAUAUCUUCAACUAACCACCGACAUCACACGUAGUAUAGACUGAUAUAUUAAUUUAUUCUUACAAAUAAGUAACAUACCAAAUUGGAGAUUAGAUAUUAAUAUGAUCGUCAUAAUUUAUUAACGCUUUAUGUAUAGGAACGCUGCCGUAGUUUUAAAAGGACGAUAUUAUUGUAGAAAUGAAUGUAAAUGACUUGUGUUAUUAUAUGUUUUAUGUCAUUUUAGUGUACGAGGUUAAAUCGUCAAAUACUGACCUACUCAUUGAUUGUAGGAUGUUUUAUAAAUGUCUGUAACCUUUAAUUCGACGGAAACGAAUAUGAAAUAGGUAACGAAUAUGGUUUUUAGAUAGACGACUAUUAACCGAAAUUCUAUUGGAGGUACUACAUACGUAUAGAGGUAACAAAACUGCCUUAGUCGAUAUUUUUCAUCGUUAUUAAAUUAUAGUCUUUCUAGCUGUUAGCGUAAAGGUCAGUAAUAGAUGAUUGAAUCAUAAUCAGAAACAGAUCACAGAGAGUACUAACCAUAACUAUGAAAAUUACUUUAAGGCGUUAGUUGCAUUGCACGUUAAAAACAUUAGGUAAUUUAUUCAAAAUCAAUUUAAAAUCUGCGAUAUUAUUCAAGUAACUAAUCCUCAAUUAUUUGCUGCUAAUCAAUGCAAAUAUACUUUAUAUGUAAAACAAUAUAUGUUAACAAAAUAAAUAAUGUGAAUAACAGUUGAAAAUUUUAGAUUAGAAUACUGGUGCCUUAUACGUAAUCUGUCCGCCCAUUAUUAUGUCCAGAGGGCCUACCGUGACAAUCGAAAGUAGAAACUUAAUUAUCUGCCUCUCUCACUCGAAUACGUAAAAGUGAUAGAGAGGCAUAUCACGAAAUUAAUAUUUUUCGAUUUUCGCGGUAUGUCCUCAGCUACCAAAACUGUGCCAACAGUCUGGAGGUCUAUCUUGAAACAAGUUAACCCUUUAAAUGCCAAGAACUCUUGCGUCGUGAUUUGUUGCGCACGCUUAAAAGUGCUUUAUCGUAAGUACGUUGUGAAGCUAUCAUGCUUUCAAGUAAGUAACUUUGCUAGCUCGUAUUUUAUCAAUGAUGUUGGUGUGUGCGUGACAAUAUAAUUAUCGUGCGAUAAUUAACUACACCGUUAAAAUUAUUUGGUUUAACGGGUUAACUUUUCUCUCAAUGUUUCAUUAAUAUGCUCUAAAUGUAUAGAAUGGGUUGGUUUUUGUUUUUUUUUUGUUUUAAUAUUUUAUUAAUUGAUAAUUCAAUUAAAAAUAUUUAUACAUUUUUGUUUAGUUGAAAUGAUACAAAAUCAUCUGUUAAAGAUAAGCUAUUUGAGCGAUAUUUCAUUUUGUCGUUGCACAUUUAAAAACUUUAUACGUACUUGACUUCACACAAUUCAAAGAAAAUGUUAGUACGUACGAUAAAAGUAUUGCUUUCGUAACUAAUUUGUAUGGUAGUCGAUCGAAAUUGGUAAUAAAACUGUUUGUAAAUUACACUGUCAAUUUUGUGAUGUUAACAUUAAUUGUGUAAUACUCCUAUUUACUUUAUUUGUAUACGAGCCUUUGUUAAAUACGACCGGGAUUGGUGGACGGAAUGGGUUUAAAUAAAUUAUUGCCUUUAC